This is a messenger RNA of Protopolystoma xenopodis, 312 nucleotides long. Lineage: Eukaryota; Metazoa; Platyhelminthes; Monogenea; Polystomatidea; Polystomatidae. The record is from the annotation of a GenBank genome assembly.
AUGAAGAAAGCGACAAGGCCGGCCAGCAGAAGAGACGUCCAGCUCAUCUUCCGCGGCCGAAGCAAUGAGUCGGGGAUCGGGAUUCGAGCUUGCGGCGUGUCAUCCUCUCCUGACGACGCCACCGUCGGACUGUCGAUGCACAACAGUGUCGGGCUGCAUUCGAGUGCCAGACCUUGUGGGCCGGGGGUGGAGGAGGUCGGUGGCUACACACUCAUGACCGGACACGACUUAGAUCCUGAGCUCGAGUCCCGGCUGCGAUGGAGGGUUUGGACGCGUGACAAGAGCACUUGUAAACCGGCUGGCGAAGAGUGA